Exophiala dermatitidis NIH/UT8656 is the source of this 1188-nucleotide messenger RNA. RefSeq lists its product as uncharacterized. The record is from RefSeq and is a predicted model, not a curated record. The transcript has a single exon. The coding region runs from base 1 to 1188 and encodes 395 amino acids. Lineage: Eukaryota; Fungi; Ascomycota; Eurotiomycetes; Chaetothyriales; Herpotrichiellaceae.
AUGAUGGACGAGGACGAGAAGGCUAAUCAUGCCACCACCACCCACACCUCUUCCGAUAACCACAAAACAUCUAGACGAGAGCGCUUCAAGGGUGCCCUGGCGCGGACAAAGAGCAAGUUCAAGAAACAUUUGGACAGGAGUGAAGAGUCGGACGAUAUCCUCAGUGACGACGUGCAGGAGUUUCUAUCGGCAGGCCGAACCUCUACUUCUAGUUGGACUUCCGGCCAUGAAUCACACGCAUCGUCCAACAACCCUGAACUGGGUCCCAUAUCCGAGUCAGCCAACGCUCGAACCUCGCAGCAUGAACAGUUCUCAAGACCCUCGACGGCGGACACAGACUCCUUUGCUGUUAGACCUAGACAGUCGCCGAGACGGGUUCCCGUGCCAGUGCCGCGCAUCGAUGUGUCGAAGUCCCAGAGGUGGCCUGCUGCCCAGCCUAUCGGUAUACUGCACGAGCGUCAGGAAGGCAAAUCUGCUGAAUAUCUCCGUCCCGCAACCCAUACUCGGAGUCAAUCAGCAAGUUCGCUAGCGAAGCGAAAAGGGCGUGGGCGAGGACUAAGUGUCACCUUCAUCGAAGCUCCGCCGGUCAUCAUCGGGGAAGGCGGUGACGAGGCUCUUAUCCCUCCAGUGGAGAUAUCCAAAGCCAGAGCGAGGGCGAGGGCCAGGUCUUUCUCACCAGUCGAAAGUCGUUCUCAAUCAUACCAGGGCCCCAGCUCAACAGACAAUCCGGCAGCAUCGGCAAACAAUCCGCAUACUCAAAGAGGCCUGCCACAUCGACCCGACAUGCCGGAUAUACUGCGACCUAGGGGGUUGCGCAGGGUGCAGACAGGAGCGGAACCGGCCACCACCUCAUCGCCUUUGGACAAAGAGUUCGAGAUGACUCUAGGCUUGGGAAACCGAGGACGCGCGGCAGCUGGCCAAGAUAACCCCCCUCAAGCGACGCAGAUACUUGCACCAAGACCUAUGCGUCCUGUCCGUCCACCACAACCUAUGCCAGAAGCGCUGGAUCAUCCUAUACUUAGAAAGGAGCCGGCCAAGGACGAUCUACAAGCGCCAUUUAGAGAAGGAGACAUGCUGCGUCUGCAUCUUGAGAGGGAUGCAUCAAUUCUUGCGGACGACAAUACCUCAAGUACGGCGUCGAGCAGAAGAAACACCGUCGAAGGGCAUCAGCCAUCUCAAUGGAUCUGA